Messenger RNA from Striga asiatica, 3720 nucleotides. The record is from the annotation of a GenBank genome assembly. NCBI's taxonomy places the organism in Eukaryota, Viridiplantae, Streptophyta, Magnoliopsida, Lamiales, Orobanchaceae.
AUCGCCUUCAAGCCGGCCGAGCUGCCAAAUCUCUCUUUCGUUUAAUAGUUGUGCUAGUGCCCUGCAGUACAACAAACGGCGGGAGAGCGCGACCGAACCUAAAUACAGCAGGACACGCACAUCUUAUGUUACCCAAACAGCGACCUACUCACACACACACACAAAUAUAGAUUGAGAAGAUGAAGGAAGAAGCUAUAAGCUCCUCAGGGGACCCCUUUGUGCCCCCAAUGGCUACUUCUCCCCGUAAACUCACUUCCGCGGCGAGUUCUGCUGGUGCAUCAUCCCCAGCUGUUCCUAUAAAAGCUGGCAGCACAGACGGGUUAGGUCAAGGACAUAAUACAAAAGGAAGUUCACUUUCUCGCAUGUGUUUGCCGCCCAUGAAUAUGUCAUUGAGCACUAGUGCUUGUGGUUCAACUCUUGGAUUAGCACAGCCUUCUUGCAGGCCCUGGGAAAGGGGUGAUUUAUUGAGGCGUCUCUCGACAUUCAAACCUGCGAAUUGGUUUGGCAAGCCUAAGGCAACAAGUUCUCUGGCCUGUGCCAGGAAAGGCUGGGUCAAUGUGGAUGUUGACAAAGUUGAAUGUGAGUCUUGUGCUGCAAUUCUAAAGUUUGUCUCUUCCGCUACUUGGACUCCUGAUGAAGCUAAUGCUGCCGGAGAAGAAUUUGCCAAAAGACUUGAUGAAGGACAUAAAGUUACCUGCCCAUGGAUAGGAAACUGCUGUGCAGAAAGUCUGGUACAGUUCCCACCUACUCCGCCGUCAGCACUUAUUGGUGGUUAUAAGGAUAGAUGUGAUGGACUGCUCCAAUUUCCUUCUCUUCCUAUUGUGUCUGCAUCUGCAGUUGAGAAAAUACGGGUUUCCAGGGGCCCAGAGAUUGACCGCUUGCUGGCCCAAUCUCACCUUGCACGUAGUGAAUCUGGCAUAAAGCUGGAAAUUCUAUUAGGAACUGAGAACUCCAAAGAUGAUGUCUUCUUCAUAUACACUCGAGCUCAGAAGCUGAUAAGCCUUUGUGGAUGGGAACCUUUGUGGUUUCCAAAUGUCCAAGAUUGUGAAGAGCACUCUGCUCAAUCAGCUAGGAAUGGAUGCUCGACUGGUCCUUCCAGAUAUCGGGGUCCUCCUCGUGAUCCUAGUCGUGGCAAGAAAGCAUUGUCCUCUUCCACAAAAAAGAAUUAUGCUAUCAAUGAAGCUGUAGGUACUUGCUCAAAAACUUUAUCCAGGUCUCCACUGUUGGAUUGUAGCUUAUGUGGUGCAGCAGUGAGAAUUUGGGACUUCCUGACUGUCCCACGCCCUUCUAGCUUUGUUCCUAAUAGCACUGACGUCCCAGAAACUGGAAAGAAGUUGGUAUUAACACGUGGAGUAAGUGCAGCGAGUGGUAUCGGUGGGUGGGUUGCUGCAGAUGGUAUAGAUAAGGACCAUGCAGAGGACCAGGAUGAAGCUGCAACUGGUGAAGGAAAAUCAUUGUCAAAUAUCGGGUUGGAUUUGAACUUUAACACAUCAGCUGGAUUGUCUUCUUCACGGCUGCACAUGAAUUUAACAUCUGAACAGUACCAAGAUGUUGAUAGAAGAAGAGAUUUACUGACUGGGCAGCCUUCUGGCAGUGAGGUUGGUGAUCGAGCAGCUUCAUAUGAAUCACGUGGCCCCAGUUCCCGCAAGAGGAUCCUAGAUGAGGGUGGAAGCACUGUUGACACACCACAGUUACUGGUUCAACGAGCAGACAGUGUCGAAGGAACUGUCAUCGACCGCGAUGGUGAUGAAGUGGAUGAUGGCGGGCAAUACUCUGCUGGCCCUUCAAAACGUGCUCGUGACUCUGUUGUGGGUCCCAUCCAGGUGCCACAUGCUAAAGACUCCUCUGGUGCGGGUCCUAGCCAGUCAUUUGGCUUUGACGUUGGUGUCGAUCCUUGUAAAGAUGAUUUUGUCCAGGGUCCUGAACAAAUAAUUGGUAAUCCAUCAACCAGAGAUUCAACACAUGUAUCCUCUGUUAUUGCAAUGGACACGAUUAAUCACAAUGCGGAUGAUGAUUCAAUGGAGAGUGUUGAGAACUAUCCUGGAGAUUUUGAUGACAUACAUUUGCCUUCUACAUCGACAGUCAAGAACACGGACGCCAAUGAGACAUCAGAACAGAACUAUAGUAACCAAGCACAACAAAGCACCUGCCCAGUGGCUGCGAGAAGUACAGGUGAAAUAGGUGUAAGUAGUACCAAUGAAGAAGUAGUGAAUGGCGAUACUGGUACUGCACAUGGGAAGGACGGUUUCAGCUUUGGAAUUAGUGGUGGAAGUGUUGGAAUGGGUGCUAGCCAUGAAGCUGAAAUACAUGGGAUUGAUGCUUCCGCUUACAGAGUAGACAGUGUUGGUGGUGACCUAGAACCUGUUGCUGAAGUAACUGACAACCAGGGUCAGACUGGUGAAUUUGGUCCAGAUCCAGGGUUAAUGGGUGAUUUUGUCCCUGAAGAUAUGGACAGAGAGGAUCCUCAAGGUGAUAGUCAAGAAUUGAUGUCCAAUUCAAUAGCAAGAGAAGAUAGUGGCUCAAAAAUUGUGGGUUCAACGAAGGCAGAUUCUGUUGAAAGUGGAGGAAAGACGAGUAACUUGCUGGCCACCUCGUGUGACAACAGCCCCCAUCCUUCACUUUCUUGCAAUGCUAUUUUGUGUUCUGGCUUUGAAGCAUCCAAGGAAGUAGUAACUCAGGCUCCUGAUCGGACUACCGAUGACUGCGGAUAUGUUGAGUCAGGGUACAAUGUUGCAAAUGGAUCAGGGCCUCCAAGUGGCGGAAACAACUAUGACGAAGUAAUAGAAUUUGAUCCAAUUAAGCACCAUAAUCACUUCUGUCCUUGGGUGAAUGGAAAUGUUGCUGCAGCUGGCUGUAGUAGCAGUGGCGGUGGCUCCAGUUCCAGUCCUGGUGCUCUCGCACUGUGUGGUUGGCAGCUGACAUUAGAUGCUUUAGACGCAUUUCAAUCACUAGGACAGGUUCCAGUCCAAACAGUGGAGUCUGAGUCUGCGGCUUCCUUGUAUAAGGCAAGUGGUCGAUUAAUAAACGUCACAGGUAGUGAUGCCCCCUGUGCAUCCUUUCUGCCGUUGUCAUCACCACAGUUGUUGUCCAUUGCAAAUGGAGCUGGAAGAGUCAUUGUUGACAAUUCUCCUGGCAUAGACGAUCAUCAUGCUCCAAGCCGGAAGCUCUUGCCACGACACUCUUACAACAAACGUUGUGGGAAGAAUUGAACUAAAUCUAUGUUAGAAAUAUGGUGUCCGUUAUUGCUUUCUAAAGAAGUCACCGAAGAUAAAAUAUAGCAGCUCCAGAUUAAACCAACCGCAUUGAAGUUAUAUGUGCUGAUUUAUCCUCUAUUUGGAAUAGAUAAAAUUCUGUUGGCUGUAAUGUUCACCGAAUAUCCAAGAGUACCUGUGUUUAUGUUUCAAAGUUUGUAGUUCCUUUGUAAACUUGUUGCAAUAACACAUCAUGGACAAAGAGGGCCUGUGUAGUUUGUCCUAAUAGUAUCUUGCUGGAGGCUACUGUUUCAAGAAUUCUGCAACUGCAACUGUAAUUAAUUCCGAGAUUGCUUCUUUAACAUUGUCAUUAGAGCACUACCUGUCUUGCCAUCUAUUAGUUCUAUUUCAUGUGCAGCAUUUGUUGGUAUUUAGUCAGAUAAUGGUCCAUUUCAUGAUUUUCAUCUCAUCUUAUGAAUAAUUUUCGACGGAAUUGACUAGGUUUAUUGAGGGUAUCAAUUUCAAUUUA